UUCAGUUCGUGUGGUGGCUUUGCGAGCGGUUACAACUCUACAUUUCAAAAUGCGGAGAAGAACCGAAGCUCCAGCGUCCAACAACGAAGCCGCCAAUGUCGAUAGAAAGGAUCCCGAUAAGAGACGUUCCAGGCCGGCUGAAGGCAGCAGAGUGUCUUGUGCCUCCGUGCUCAUGACCAUUGGAAAGUGUUUCCUCUUGAUCAUCUUCAUCCCCCCGUUCCUCAACUAUGCAUCGCUGCAGAGGGAAGGACAGAUGCUCUUGCCUAAAGAUGGCCAGAUUGUUGAUGUCGGAUUGGGUCAAAAGAUGCAUCUUUUGUGUAAAGGACAAGGACAACCAGUAGUCAUACUCGACGCACCGACUGGAAUGUCCUCAGACGUUUGGUUGCAUGUCCAGGAAAGUGUGGCCACACUAACAAAGGUCUGCACCUUUGACAGGAUGGGACUGGGCUUCAGCAAGCGGCUGCUGCCCAAUGAAACCACGGGAACUGAGAAGGUUUGGGGGAUGUCGACGACUGGCCGGAUGGUGGAUGAUCUGCACCGACUCCUGCAGGCCGCUGCCAUAGCCACGCCCUUCAUCCUGGUGGGCUCGGAGCUCGGCACGCUCAACGGCAGGUUCUACAGCCACAUCCAUGACGUGCAAGUGUCGGACCUAGUGCUCAUCGAUCCCAUCCCAGAGGACAUUUUCGCGGACGCCCAAUGGACGGAGUACUGGUAUGGUAAGCUUUUGCCUUCGCUCCAGGCCAGGCAGUUCUCAGCAGCUUCGGGUCUGAGCCGCAUGCUGAUCAUCCUCGGGGUGAUGGAACCGUCUGUGAGAGGGGAAAACGUUUCAGAGGAGGUCAUCCAGCGUCAGAAAUACCUCCUGAGUAACCCGGCCCACCAGAGCGCUGCUGUGGACGAGCAUUACUUCCUGAAUGAAAGUGCAUCUCAAGUGAGGGAUAUCACAAAGUUUAAGCCCCUCUCCAGCAGGACAUCAGUGAGCGUGAUCACCGGCGACUCCUUUGACCAACAAAUACCAGAACACCUGAACCAGAUGGUCGCAGAGCUUCAAAGGAAGUUUCUGAAGGAGUCCUACCCAUCAGCCAAUCACAUUCAAAUAAAAGGAGCAGACCGGCGAAUGAUCUAUGAGAAGCCAUCUGCCAUCAGCCAGCACCUGAGGAGGCUGGUCACCCGACGACAAGCCAAGCAGCAGAGCCAGUGACCCACGGCCAACAUGGACAGGCUAAUCAUUGGAUAUGUUUUAAAUAUUCAAUAAAGUAUUCAAGUUAUCUUUUUUAUUAUUUUGUAAUUUAUUUUGCAAUUUUCUUCCCUGCACCAAUCUGUAGAUAUUGUGUUCAUGUCUGGUAAGGUCCAUCAAAAAGUCAAUUUUUGAACACACUUUUUAUAACUGGAGGGUUAUUCAGUGCGAUGAAGUCAGGAAAUCUUAUCUUUCAAGUUGUUAUUUCAGAGACCAAAAUUAAUACAUUACUCCUUAUCAAUGUAAAGGCCACACACGCCACUGCUCAUUUUAUCUCAUUCGGUUAAGUCUUAAUAUCCUGCCUUGUUAUAGCCACAGGGAAAGGCACAUUGAGUUCCUCGCUCUCUCUGGCGUCCGGCUUCACUCAUUUGUUACUUGCAUAUAAUUGAGUUGUAUCACAGCUUUAGACAUCCAUCUUUGGACUUUUAAUCAGCCAACAGAUGAGUCUGGCCUGCACAGCUGUGUUUCUGUGAAUCUGUCUUCAUGUACGUCUGUCGGUUUUGAACUGUACUCACUUGUGUGGAUGAAAGAAAGAGCAGAUAGCAUUGGUUUAUCCUGAGGAUUUAAGUUUAAUUAUGACACCACAUCAAAAUAAAAAUUUCCAACAGAUCUGGAAUUUAAUUCCAUCCAUAUACAUGCAUAGCAACAACAUUUUAAGAAACAUUUUCUCCCAUAAUCAGGACAUUGGAAUGAUCAUUUUACAUCAGUAUCCCCACUGACCUCCCACCCAUCUUGUUCACCAGCAAUAAACGUAAUUCUUGUACAACGUC
This is a messenger RNA of Pseudoliparis swirei, 2004 nucleotides long. RefSeq lists its product as uncharacterized. The transcript has 11 exons. The coding region runs from base 50 to 1198 and encodes 382 amino acids. NCBI's taxonomy places the organism in Eukaryota, Metazoa, Chordata, Actinopteri, Perciformes, Liparidae. The record is from RefSeq and is a predicted model, not a curated record.